AUGACAUGAAAUACCAGUACCAAUGAAAUCCAUCAAUUUAUCCAUUACUUACCAACGCUCCUCCACAAAUCGACAUCUCCCACUUCCUGCAAUUCAACCACAUCCCAUGCUCUCCCUCCUCCGUCACAGCCGUUCCGGCCUUGUCCCUCGUCGCCUGUUCUCAACAACCUCCAGAAUGGCUUCCAAUACUCCCGUUGAAGAUGCCGUCCGUGAGAAAAUCACCACUGCUUUCUCCCCCUCCAAUCUUCUAAUCCGGAAUGAUUCCCAUCUCCAUGCGCACCAUGCGCCGAUGCGUGGGUCAACGUCCAAGGAAACGCACUUUCACAUAACGAUUACCUCCGAAGCAUUCAAGUCGAAGAUGCAGCCGGCCCGUCACCGCAUGGUGUACGCUUUGCUAAAGGAGGAGAUGGACCGAGAGGGAGGAAUUCAUGCGCUGCAGUUACGAACUCGGACGCCGGAAGAGGAGCAGAGGGAGAAGGAAAGAAAAGCGCAGGCAUAAAGCAUGACAUUGUGAAAUCGCGGACAAUGUUUUUUGCGUAAAUAUAGAUACGGUUUUGCGAUACCCAAUAAUGUGACAGCACCUGGACUUGAAUCUCUAUCCGGCAUUCUGUAUGAAAGCACACUGGAAAACGUGUGGGCAACCCCUACAAUAGAGCACAUUUGAUCUACCACUGGCUCCGGAUUCCUGGUGUUGCG
Molecule: messenger RNA, 696 nt
Organism: Aspergillus pseudonomiae
Lineage: Eukaryota; Fungi; Ascomycota; Eurotiomycetes; Eurotiales; Aspergillaceae
Product: BolA family protein
Exons: 3
Coding region: 23-499 (158 amino acids)
Source: RefSeq, a predicted model, not a curated record